Molecule: messenger RNA, 1795 nt
Organism: Macadamia integrifolia
Lineage: Eukaryota; Viridiplantae; Streptophyta; Magnoliopsida; Proteales; Proteaceae
Product: sodium/pyruvate cotransporter BASS2, chloroplastic
Exons: 13
Coding region: 190-1446 (418 amino acids)
Cellular component (GO): membrane
Source: RefSeq, a predicted model, not a curated record
AUAUGAUUAUCUACUCUCGAGUCUAGAGACUCUGGACUGACCUGACUAGCUUCUCUCUCUCCUCCUUCCUCUCCGUACCGUGCUCUCGUUAACCUUCCUUCUAUUGGCACUGAAACCAUGAUUUCUUCACUUUACUGAAGAAUCUCAUCUUUCGUUUUGAUCUCCUUUCCGUUAUUUCUUCUUCUUAUCAUGGCUUCUUCAAUGGCUUCGGUAUCCCGAUUAGUUCAGAAAGAUACAAGACUGAGGUCAUAUGAUGGUCUUCACAGAAGAAGCUCCUGCUCAAGUGUUGAGCAACUUCAAACUCAUCUGGAUAUGAAAUGCGGCAAUUCAGUAUCUAAUAAAAGAAGAAAUUGGGCUAUCCUAAGCAGUACCUGGAGACCCGUUGUCGCUGCCGCCUCCCCCUUCUCAAUUGUUCCAGCUUCUCGUUGCUGUCAAGUUUUGUGCAAUGCAGCAGAUAACGUAUCUGGGAGUAGCGAGACCAGUGGAAUGAGCCCGUAUGAGAGCAUAAUUGAAACAUUAACAACUCUUUUCCCUGUGUGGGUUAUACUGGGUACAAUUAUUGGUAUCUAUAAGCCAGCUGCGGUUACUUGGUUGGAAACAGACCUUUUCACAGUUGGCUUGGGCUUCCUCAUGCUUUCCAUGGGAUUGACAUUGACAUUCGAAGAUUUCAGACGUUGUCUACAGAACCCUUGGACUGUGGGUGUAGGUUUUCUUGCUCAGUAUUUAAUCAAGCCCAUGUUAGGCUUCUUUAUUGCAAUGACUCUGAAACUUUCUGCUCCUCUUGCAACUGGUCUUAUUUUGGUCUCAUGCUGCCCUGGAGGUCAGGCAUCAAAUGUUGCGACCUACAUAUCCAAGGGAAAUGUGGCACUUUCAGUUCUCAUGACAACUUGCUCUACAAUUGGUGCUAUUGUCAUGACACCCCUCCUUACGAAGCUUCUUGCUGGUCAGCUUGUUCCGGUCGAUGCAGCAGGCCUUGCCAUCAGCACUUUUCAGGUUGUCCUGGUGCCAACUAUUAUUGGAGUGUUGUCAAAUGAGUUUUUCCCCAAGUUCACUGCACGAAUAGUCACAGUCACACCGCUGAUAGGGGUUGUCCUUACAACCUUACUUUGUGCAAGCCCAAUUGGGCAAGUUUCUGACGUAUUGAAGGCUCAGGGAACACAACUAUUAUUUCCUGUAGCCCUCCUACAUGCUGCUGCAUUUGCUCUUGGUUAUUGGCUUUCAAGGGUAUCAUUUGGUGAAUCCACUUCCCGUACUAUUUCUAUUGAAUGUGGAAUGCAGAGCUCUGCACUUGGAUUUUUACUUGCCCAAAAACACUUCACAAAUCCUCUUGUUGCUGUUCCUUCUGCUGUCAGUGUUGUUUGCAUGGCGCUUGGUGGGAGUGCUCUUGCUGUAUUUUGGAGGAACAAGCCGGUUCCAGCAGAUGACAAGGACGAUUUCAAGGAAUGAACAGUCUUUCGCCUUCUGCAUUAGUAUAUUCUGCUUUGACUUCUUGGUAAAUUCUUUUAAAAACUAGUGAUAGCUCAACUUAAGUUUUGGGGGGAAGAACAGUUUUGGGUUUAUAUUGUUCACAUGGAGCAUGGUAGUCUAAACUAGAAAGUAGGAAAAAAAAAGUAAUCUAGUUAGAACUGAGAAAAAAAUAAAUAAAUAAGGCAAUAAAUAAUAGUGUUGAAAUUCUUGUAUGUUUUCAGAUUCAUACUAGUUUUUUUUUCAACUUGGUUUUACAUCUUGGUAAAUCUCUACAAAAAAAUACUCUAUUUUCUUUUGUAAAAUAUAUUUCAUAUUGCUAAGAAAGCAU